AACAAGUGCAUUCCAAUACCCACCACAGUUCCCUGUCGGUUUUUCUCAGGAAUCUCUGUUUCUUGCUUUGUUACUGAGGAAAUGAGUGAAGACGCAAACGGAAAUGAAGGACAACCUAAACGUCCAGUUCCUCGUCUGAAUGAGAGGAUCCUUUCAUCACUCUCAAGGAGAUCAGUAGCUGCACAUCCUUGGCAUGAUCUUGACAUCGGCCCUGGAGCUCCUCAAAUUGUCAAUGUUGUGGUCGAGAUUUCCAAAGGAAGUAAAGUCAAAUAUGAGCUUGACAAGAAGACGGGGCUGAUUAAGGUUGAUCGUGUCCUGUACUCAUCGGUGGUUUAUCCUCACAAUUAUGGUUUCAUCCCCCGCACGUUAUGUGAAGACAAUGACCCAAUGGAUGUUUUAGUCAUCAUGCAGGAACCAGUUGUUCCAGGUGCUUUUCUCCGAGCCAGGGCCAUUGGACUCAUGCCUAUGAUUGAUCAGGGAGAGAAAGAUGACAAGAUUGUUGCAGUAUGUGCCGAUGAUCCAGAAUAUCGUCACUACACUGAUGUCAAACAGCUUCCCCCUCAUCGACUGAUGGAGAUAAAGCGUUUCUUUGAAGACUAUAAGAAGAAUGAGAACAAAGAGGUUGCAGUUGAUGAAUUUUUGCCUGCAGAGACUGCUCAUGGAGCUAUUCAGUAUUCCAUGGACCUUUAUGCUCAGUAUAUCAUGCAGACUUUGAGGCGAUAGGGGAACAGAGUGAAAUCCAUUUAUCUGAAAAUAAACCCUUCAAAUUAUUGAAAGGAAACCAAGUGAUUAAUAAUUUCUUCCAUAAAUUUUGUACUUUUGGCUUUGUUGAUGCUUAUUUGGUUAAACAACUCUAUGGAGUGUAAACUAGUAUGUUUUUGUUUAUGGUUCCUCUGAAAUUCACAUUGUAUUGGAAACCUGGAGAUUGCCACUUUUUAUUUCAACCUUCUAUAAAUUUAAGAUUUAAUCAAUCAUAUUUUCUUGGAUGCUCAAUAGCAUUGGUUGCUGCUUCAUUGUUA
Messenger RNA from Macadamia integrifolia, 1019 nucleotides. RefSeq names its product soluble inorganic pyrophosphatase 1. Gene Ontology annotation, biological process: phosphate-containing compound metabolic process. The transcript has 9 exons. The record is from RefSeq and is a predicted model, not a curated record. The coding region runs from base 82 to 723 and encodes 213 amino acids. Gene Ontology annotation, cellular component: cytoplasm. Gene Ontology annotation, molecular function: inorganic diphosphate phosphatase activity; magnesium ion binding. NCBI's taxonomy places the organism in Eukaryota, Viridiplantae, Streptophyta, Magnoliopsida, Proteales, Proteaceae.